GACCCGGAUGUUCCUCCAUUAGCAACAUGGCGGCCGCCGUCAGCAGCAACAUUGUCGUCUCGUUGUUGCGUUGCUAAAGUGUCAGUUAGCUCCUUCAGUCCUGAUCCAGCAGAGUCUCUGUAUGUCUGGAUAAACCUCUGAAUGGACUUCUAGAGGUUCACCUUUGUUUCUGGAUGUUGUUCCUCGGACUCAUCUCCCGGUAGCCUACAAAGAUAUUCAAGUUAGCUUAGCAUGCUAACAGACCGACGGGGACGGAAGUCAGCAACACAGCGCUAGUCCCAGUUUAAAGGAGAGCAAACGGGCUUUGUGACGGAGUUUGUGUGGAGGAAACGUUUCUGUCGUUGUGUGAAGAUGUCUAAAGUCCAAAUGCUGAGAUGUUUAGUCAACCAGCGACUAACUGCGGCUGCGCAAGAGAUAUUUGGGCUGUUUGAAAGAACCAUAGCAGAGUACGAGGAGGAACUUUGUAGUUCCAGAGAGGAGAACGAGCGACAACGGAAACUUCUGGACGCCGUGUUCAACCCGGAAGUCCGGAAUCAAAGAGCAGACCUCCAGCAGCUGUUGGUGGUUCAAGAAGAGGUUCCCCCUGAGCAGCAGGACUGGAUCUUCAGUCUGGACCUGGAGGACCCAGGGCCCCCCCACAUUAAAGAGGACCAGGAGGACCCAGAGCCCCCCCACAUUAAAGAGGACCAGGAGGACCCAGAGCCCCCCCACAAGGAACAGGAGGACCCAGACCCCCCAAUCAUUAAAGAGGAACAGGAGGAACUCUGGACCAGUCAGGAGGGAGAGCAGCUUCAAGGCCUGGAGGAGGCUGGUAUCAGGUUCUCAUUCAGUCCUGUAAAGAGUGAGGAGGAAGCUCAGUUCUCACAUACUGAGAACAGAGAAGCAGAGCAUUUUAAAACAGAAGCUGGUGGAGAGGAAGUGAGAUCCAGCUCAGAUCCAAUGAGUCCUUCACAACCAGCUGCUGGUGAGACUGAUGGCAGUAGAUAUUGGGAGGAGACUCCGGAACCUCAGUCAGAUUUAAAUCAUCUGCAAAACAAUGACGUAAGUGAAGUGGACUGUAAUACUGGAAAUGCAUCAAUUAGGUUGUCUGAAUGUGCUGCAAUCUCUGACCUCAAGGGACGUCUGGAGAAACACACUGAAUCCAAAAUAGGAGAGAAACCAUUUCAAUGCUCGGUUUGUGGCAAAAGAUUUGAACUACAUCGUGCUCUGAAAAGACACAUGGCCGUCCACUCGGGGGAGAAACCAUUCAGUUGUUCACUUUGUGGUAAAACAUUUUCAAAAAAGGGAAACCUGAAAACACACAUGACUGUCCACACACGGGAGAAACCAUUUAGUUGUUCAGUGUGUGGUAAAACAUUUUCACAAAAGGGAAGACUGAACUAUCACAUGUUUGUCCACACAGGAGAGAAACCAUUUAGUUGUUCAGUUUGCGGUAAAACAUUUUCACAAAAGGGAAACCUGAAAAUACACAUGACUAUCCACACGGGGGGUAAACCAUUCAGUUGUUUCAUGUGUGAUAGCCAUUUCCCAAAAGAGCUAACUCUGAAACGACACUUAGCUGGCCACUUGAGGGAGAAACCAUUUAGUUGUUCAGUGUGCGGUAAAGUAUUUCUACGAGCACAAGCUCUGAAACAACACGCAAUUGUUCACUCAGGGGAGAAACCAUUUAGUUGUUCAGUGUGUGGUAAAGCAUUCCCACAAGAGCACAAUAUGAAACGACAUUUACUCAUCCACACAGGGGAGAAACCAUUUAGUUGUUCAGUUUGUGGUAAAGUGUUUGCACAAAAGGGACACCUACACUAUCACAACAAUCUCCACAAGGGGGGAGAAAGCAUUUAGUUGUUGAAAAAUUGACAACACAGAACAGUAUGAAACGACAUUUAAAGUCCACAUGGGAAAAACUAGUUAGUCGUUGAGUUUGCUAUAAAAGAUUCUCUUGUCUCUGCUAUUUAAAAACUCACCAUUGUAUUUGUGAGAGCAUCAGAAAUAAAUGAGACCUGGUUAAACACUUAACUGAUAGGCUGAUACAGUUUAUUCAGCUAAGAUGAAGCUUGCUUCUAUGAUAUUGGCUCAUAUGUGAUGUAUUGUCAUGUUUAUAUUAAUCCAAAAAAAUGUAAAGUGUUUAACUUUCUUUCUCUUCAGCAACAUUUUCUCUCUGGUUUAAAUUCAUGACUUAUUUGAUUUUAUUUCACUGUAAAAAUUGCAAUUGUGUUCCAUAACUGAAGAUUUACUGACGACACACUCUUCAUGAGGGAUGUUCCUGAUACGUGGUUCUAAAGGGGAACCGAGGCUGCACAGACGUGACUUUAAAGGGCAUGACUUUACAUUUCUACUCUAUAUUUUAGAGAGAAAGAUUGUUCUCCUAUUAAAUGGAUAUGUUUCACAUUAAGAUUUGUCCUUAAAAACAAACUGAUAUUUAAUCACAAUACAUUUGUAUUGAUUAAAGUGAUAUUGUUCGUAA
Cyclopterus lumpus (lumpfish) is the source of this 2461-nucleotide messenger RNA. RefSeq names its product gastrula zinc finger protein XlCGF57.1-like. The record is from RefSeq and is a predicted model, not a curated record. Bases 352 to 1839 code for a protein of 495 amino acids. Lineage: Eukaryota; Metazoa; Chordata; Actinopteri; Perciformes; Cyclopteridae. Gene Ontology annotation, cellular component: nucleus. The transcript is spliced from 3 exons.